Dipodomys spectabilis (banner-tailed kangaroo rat) is the source of this 1906-nucleotide messenger RNA. Its product is annotated as cytochrome P450 2C5-like. Gene Ontology annotation, biological process: xenobiotic metabolic process. NCBI's taxonomy places the organism in Eukaryota, Metazoa, Chordata, Mammalia, Rodentia, Heteromyidae. The record is from RefSeq and is a predicted model, not a curated record. Gene Ontology annotation, cellular component: cytoplasm; intracellular membrane-bounded organelle. The transcript has 9 exons. Bases 56 to 1528 code for a protein of 490 amino acids. Gene Ontology annotation, molecular function: heme binding; iron ion binding; oxidoreductase activity, acting on paired donors, with incorporation or reduction of molecular oxygen, reduced flavin or flavoprotein as one donor, and incorporation of one atom of oxygen.
AUGAAAGCUCAAGAUUGUAAGCUCACAGUUGUCUCAGCAAGAAGAGAAGGCCUCAAUGGAUACAGUUGUGUUCCUGGUGCUGGGUCUCUCCUGCCUGCUUCUGAUUUCACUCUGGAAACAGAACUCUGGGAGGAAGAGGCUCCCUCCAGGCCCCACUCCUCUUCCAAUUAUUGGAAAUUUCCUGCAAAUAGACGUUAAAGAUAUCAGAAACUCCUUAGCCAAUUUCUCAAAAGUCUAUGGCCAUGUGUUCACUCUGUAUUUUGGUAUGAAGCCCACUGUGGUGCUUCAUGGAUAUGAAGCUGUGAAGGAAGCCCUGGUUGAUCAUGGCGAGGAGUUUUCUGGAAGAGACACAUUUCCAGCUAUAGACCAAUUUAGUAAACGGCAUGGAAUCAUUUUUAGCGAUGGAAAGAGAUGGAAAGAGAUGAGACGUUUCUCACUCAUGACCCUGCGGAAUUUUGGGAUGGGGAAGAGGAGCAUUGAGGACAGAGUUCAAGAGGAAGCUAGAUGCCUGGUGGAGGAGUUGAGGAAAACCAAUGGCGCACCCUGCGAUCCCACCUUCAUUCUGGACUGUGCUCCCUGCAAUUUGAUCUGCUCCAUUGUUUUCCAAAAUCGGUUUGAUUAUAAAGACCAGAAAUUCCUGAAGUUAAUGGAAAAAUUCAACGAAAACCUCAAAAUUCUGAGCUCACCAUGGAUUCAGGUCUACAAUAGAUUCCCUGCUCUCAUUGAUUAUCUACCAGGAAGUCAUAAAAAACUUCUUAAAAAUGCCAACUAUAUUAUAAAUUUUGUUAUGGAGAAAGUGAAAGAACACGAAAAAACUCUGGAUGUGAACAACCCUCGGGACUUCAUUGACUGUUUCCUGAUACAUAUGAAGCAGGUAAAGGACAAUAAACAGUCAGAAUUUACUUAUGAAAACUUGGUAAUCUGCGCUGCUGAUCUGUUUGCAGCUGGCACAGAGACCAGCGGCACCACCCUGAGGUACGCUCUGCUGCUCCUGAUGAAGCACCCACACAUUGCAGCUAAAGUCCAGGAAGAGAUCGAUCAAGUGAUUGGCAGGCACCGGAUCCCCUGCAUGCAGGACAGGAGCCACAUGCCCUACACAGAUGCUGUGCUGCAUGAGAUCCAGAGAUACAUUGAUCUCGUACCCAACAACCUGCCCCAUGCAGUGACCCGUGACAUUAAGUUCAGAGGCUACAUCAUUCCCAAAGGCACAGCCAUAAUAACAUCUCUGACAUCUGUGUUGUAUGACAACAAGGAAUUCUCCAACCCAAAUGACUUCAACCCUGGCCACUUUCUAGAUGAGGGUGGCAACUUCAAGAAAAGUGACUACUUCAUGCCUUUCUCAACAGGAAAACGGAUUUGUGCAGGAGAGGGGUUGGCCCGCAUGGAACUCUUCAUAUACCUGAUCUGCAUUUUACAGAACUUUAAACUUAAACCUCUGGUUGACCCAAAGGAUCUCAACACAAUCCCUGUUUGCAAUGGAUUUACUAGUGUGCCACCUCCAUAUCAACUCUGCUUUAUUCCUGUCUAAACAAGAGCUCUGCCACACAUCUGCAGUGCUUCUGACUGCAAUUGUUGUCUCUUUUCCCCAAGAGUGUUACCUUACUCCCAUAUCUCCUUUUUCUCUUUUGAUCCAAGGAGCACUUGUUCUCCAUUCUGGAGAAUUUCCUGGGUUACUGCACCAAUAUCUGCUAUUUCCAAUGCUCUGUAAGAAUUGCAUGGGUCAUUCUAAAACUUAGCUAUUAUGUUAUCCCUGUAAAACAGCAAAAUGACUAGCAUAUGUCAAUUCAGAGUCAUUUCUUUUUUGCAAGUUCUUAAUAAUCAGCACUAUGAAUUACUGGGCACAUCUCGGAUACUCUUUUCUAUGGAUGGUUGAGAUAAGCAUUGAAAUAAAAUAGCAUCAAAGAUG